Messenger RNA from Heterobasidion irregulare TC 32-1, 1134 nucleotides. Its product is annotated as glycoside hydrolase family 18 protein. The annotation marks the transcript as partial. Lineage: Eukaryota; Fungi; Basidiomycota; Agaricomycetes; Russulales; Bondarzewiaceae. Gene Ontology annotation, molecular function: chitin binding; chitinase activity. The record is from RefSeq and is a predicted model, not a curated record. Gene Ontology annotation, biological process: chitin catabolic process; carbohydrate metabolic process. Gene Ontology annotation, cellular component: extracellular region. The transcript has 4 exons.
CUCGUUAUGGCAUAUUAUCCCUCGUGGGUGGCGGACACGUUCCCUCCAGAGAAAAUCGACUUUGGGCGCUUUGACUGGAUCGACUUUGCGUUCGCGGUACCAGGCGAGAAGUUUGGCCUCAGCUGGGACGGGUCGGACCAAGCGCAGUCUCUCCUCGCACGCUUGGUAUCUGUGGCUCACGCGAAGGGCAAGAAAGUGAAACUGAGCGUCGGUGGAUGGACGGGGAGCAAGUGGUUCUCGCCUGCUGUAUCGAGCGACACCAAUCGGCAAACGUUUGUGAACAACAUUCUCUCUGCGUACAACCAGUUCAACCUCGACGGGAUCGACAUCGACUGGGAGUAUCCCGGGCAGGAGGGCGCGCCAGGCAAUCGCGUCAGUCCGGACGACUCCGAUAACUUCCUCGCGUUCCUGCAGCUCUUGCGCACGACGCUGCCUCAAGGCGCGCGCAUCACCGCCGCGACACAGACCCAGCCGUUCGCGAGCGCGCAGGGCAGCCCGAUGGCGAACGUGACGGAGUUCGUGCAGGCGCUGGAUUGGAUCUUGAUGAUGAACUACGACGUCUGGCAAGCGUCUUCCAAUCCUGGGCCCAAUGCGCCGCUGAGCGAUGCCUGCCAAAACUCGACGCAGCCCAACUCGAACGCAGACAUGGCCAUCCGUACGUGGACUGCCGCAGGGUUCCCCGCGGAGAAGCUUGUGCUCGGCGUUCCCUCCUACGGCUAUGUGUCGAAGUCGACCGCGACGCAGCUGCGCACGCGGCAGCAGCCCGCCAACGACACCGACAGCACCAACAACGGCACUGGCACGAGCGCGCCGCAGGACGCCGUGCAUGUCAAGUCUGAGGACGAGGGCCAGGUGCAGUUCAGGGACCUCGUCGUGCAGGGCGCGCUGUGCCCGUCGGCCUCGCCAGGGGAUUACGACGCGUGUGGUGGGUUCGUACGUGCGUGGGACGCGUGCUCGAACACGCCGUGGCUGAGGAGCGAGAGCGCGGGGCAGGUCAUCUCGUACGACGACGCGCGCAGUCUCCAGAUGAAGGCAGAGAUGGUGCGCACACACGGGCUGCUCGGCGUGAACAUGUUCGACGUGCACGGGGACACAGACGAGUGGGCGCUGGUGGAUUCGCUGAGGAAGGGCCUG